AUUCCUAAUGAAAAUGUUUGAGAGUGUUGACUCUACAGCCACAAGAUCUGGCCUGGAUCUCUGGGCUGAAAUCUGUUCCUGUAUGCCAAAUCCUGACCAAGAGGAUGGUGCCAGCAAUGCUUUCUCAGACUCCUUUGUGGAUUCUUGUCCUGCAAGCAAAGGCCACAGGGAGGCAGCAGGCUUUGCUGUCCAGCCAUCUCUACAACCUUGGGCCCCUUUGCAAGAUUCAGAAGUAUAUUUAGCAUCCUUAGAAAAGAAACUGAGACGAAUCAAAGGUUUAAAUCAGGAUGUGACCUCCAAGGACAUGCUUCAGACCUUGGCACAGGCCAAGAAGGAAUGCUGGGAUCGGUUCCUUCAGGAGAAGUUAGCGUCUGAAUUCUUUGUGGAUGGACUUGAAUCUGAUGAGAGCACCUUGGAACACUUCAAGAGGUGGCUCCAGCCAGAUAAAGUAGCCAUCAGCACAGAAGAGGUCCAGUAUCUGAUUCCUCCCGAGUCACAGGUUGAGAAGCCAGAGGCUGGGGACCAGCCAGCUGCAGCGGAACAGUAAAUUAAACGCGCACAC
Chrysochloris asiatica (Cape golden mole) is the source of this 562-nucleotide messenger RNA. It is a transcript of the gene CCDC32, whose product is annotated as chromosome unknown open reading frame, human C15orf57. Gene Ontology annotation, biological process: cilium organization. The transcript is spliced from 3 exons. Lineage: Eukaryota; Metazoa; Chordata; Mammalia; Afrosoricida; Chrysochloridae. The record is from RefSeq and is a predicted model, not a curated record. Bases 8 to 547 code for a protein of 179 amino acids.